GAGAGUCACGUGCGAAGCACCUGACGAUUCCCCCAAGCCAGCGAAUGCCGUCCCCGCCCUUGUUCCCAUUCUCGUUUCCAUCUGUCCAAAGCCUGCAUAGAUCGACGACCCGCUUCGAUUCGUUUGCUCUGUAAAACCUCGCGAAUCUCCGAGCAUCCGGCUCCAGCUGUCGAAUUUGAGCUGCGGACAUCGGCGUGCCGUGUUGGUUGGGGUGUUUCGGUGGCAGACGGAGUAGGCGCGUGCUGUUUUGGGCUGCUCCGCGGCCUGAUUUCGUUCUCCAGUAUCGUUCGAUUAGCCACCAUAUGUCUGUGUAAUGGAGAAUGUGAAAGAUUGGAGGUAGCGCUUGUUUGUGGACUAACAAAGCAAACAACAUGAAUUAUCUUCUUGGAGCAUUUAAACCAUCAUGCAAUGUUUUUAUCACAUUUGCCGAUGGGAAAAACCGUAAGCAGGUUCCUUUGAAGAAGGAAAAUGGCCAAACUAUCAUGGUCCCUCUAUUCCAAAGUCAAGAAAAUAUAUCUGGCAAGGUAUCAAUAGAACCAAUUCAAGGGAAAAAGGUUGAACACAAUGGUGUAAAAGUUGAACUCCUGGGUCAGAUAGAGAUGUACUUUGACAGAGGGAACUUCUACGAUUUCACUUCUCUUGUUCGUGAGUUGGAUGUCCCUGGUGAAUUAUAUGAAAGGAAAACGUACUCCUUCGAAUUUUCUACAGUUGAAAUGCCUUAUGAGACGUAUAAUGGAGUUAAUGUGAGGCUUAGGUAUGUCCUGAAAGUAACAAUCAACCGCGGGUAUGCUGGAAGCAUUGUAGAAUAUCAGGAUUUUGUGGUUCGGAAUUAUUCUCCACCGCCAUCAAUAAACAAUAGUAUCAAGAUGGAAGUUGGAAUUGAAGAUUGCCUACACAUUGAGUUUGAGUAUAAUAAAAGCAAGUAUCAUCUGAAAGAUGUCAUUAUUGGAAAAAUAUAUUUUCUUCUCGUGAGGAUCAAGAUAAAAAACAUGGAUCUUGAGAUCAGGCGUCGAGAAUCAACAGGCUCAGGGCAAAAUACCCAUGUCGAGACAGAAACCCUCGCCAAAUUUGAACUUAUGGAUGGUGCUCCUGUCAGAGGUGAAUCCAUACCCAUUAGAUUGUUUCUUAGUCCUUAUGAAUUGACGCCAACCUACCGGAAUGUCAACAACAAAUUUAGCGUGAAGUACUACUUGAACCUUGUUCUUGUCGACGAAGAAGAUCGGCGGUAUUUUAAGCAGCAGGAGAUCACAAUAUUUAGGUUACAAGAGACGUCAACAUGAUCCAAGAAAAGCAGCACAGAAUUGGUCUAUUGAAAGAUGAAAUUGACUGCCUUGUGACAUCUUGUAAGGCCUUUGAAUUUUAGGAUUCAAUAGUGGGACAGACGACUUUUGGCUUGUAAAGGGCAACCGCUGAUCGUUAUACCAGCUUUAUCACGGCUUUGUUUUUGGUGUGGUUGCUGCGGUUUCCUGCAGGGAUGAAGAGAAUGACUGGGUGGCUUUUAUUAUGGAUGAUCUACCAGUUGGUGUCGCAAAUAAUAAUCUGGUAUUGCAGGAGGUUCCUUGCUGCUUUCACAGAAACUGCAUCUACUCCAUGGCGUUUAGACUUAAUAUGCAGAAAAUGGCACAUUUAGUGCAUUAACAUGUGUUGAUUGGUCAUUAUCAGCUCCUCGGUUUUCUGGUCCUAGAUGUAUGUACUCUGGAGUCUUGUUGUUUUAACAUUGCUUCUUGCCCGUAUAUAUUUUAUACUACUGGACCAUUAGUUCCGCAUGGC
Rhodamnia argentea is the source of this 1770-nucleotide messenger RNA. Its product is annotated as vacuolar protein sorting-associated protein 26A. Gene Ontology annotation, biological process: intracellular protein transport; retrograde transport, endosome to Golgi. Gene Ontology annotation, cellular component: endosome; retromer complex. The record is from RefSeq and is a predicted model, not a curated record. The transcript is spliced from 14 exons. NCBI's taxonomy places the organism in Eukaryota, Viridiplantae, Streptophyta, Magnoliopsida, Myrtales, Myrtaceae. Bases 372 to 1280 code for a protein of 302 amino acids.